ACUCGCGAAUCACGACGCAGCGUAACCAGAACCUUAAUUUGCGUGGGGCCUCUUUAAGUACCGAGUCGCUUCCGGUAGCCUCGGCCCUACGGUGGGGUUUGCGUUCCCGGUGGUCGGCGUCCGUGCCUCGUGCUCGCCGCUAUGCCCGAGCCGGCAAAGUCCGCCCCCGCGCCCAAGAAGGGCUCGAAGAAGGCGGUCACCAAAGCCCAGAAGAAGGACGGCAAGAAGCGCAAGCGCAGCCGCAAGGAGAGUUACUCCAUCUACGUGUACAAGGUGCUCAAGCAGGUGCACCCCGACACCGGCAUCUCGUCCAAGGCCAUGGGCAUCAUGAACUCGUUCGUCAACGACAUCUUCGAGCGCAUCGCCGGCGAGGCCUCCCGCCUGGCGCAUUACAACAAGCGCUCGACCAUCACCUCCCGGGAGAUCCAGACGGCCGUGCGCCUGCUGCUGCCCGGCGAGCUGGCCAAGCACGCCGUGUCCGAGGGCACCAAGGCCGUCACCAAGUACACCAGCUCCAAGUGAGUCCCUGCCGGGACACGGCGCUCGCACGGGUCGCCGGCCGCUUGACUCCAAAGGCUCUUUUCAGGGCCACCCA
Neofelis nebulosa (Clouded leopard) is the source of this 595-nucleotide messenger RNA. RefSeq names its product histone H2B type 2-E. The transcript has a single exon. The record is from RefSeq and is a predicted model, not a curated record. NCBI's taxonomy places the organism in Eukaryota, Metazoa, Chordata, Mammalia, Carnivora, Felidae. The coding region runs from base 142 to 522 and encodes 126 amino acids. Gene Ontology annotation, molecular function: protein heterodimerization activity; structural constituent of chromatin; DNA binding. Gene Ontology annotation, cellular component: nucleosome.